Messenger RNA from Bemisia tabaci, 1121 nucleotides. The record is from RefSeq and is a predicted model, not a curated record. NCBI's taxonomy places the organism in Eukaryota, Metazoa, Arthropoda, Insecta, Hemiptera, Aleyrodidae.
UUUUCUUGAUUGUCAUCUUAUCAGAAUGAUUGUGUCAAUUAUUUCUUUUUAAAUUUUCCAGAUUCUGUAAUGACAUUAGUCUGUUUACAGCAGUAUCAAUUAAUAGCAAAAUAGUAAUUUUUAAAGUAAAUACCUUGAGGAACGCAUAACCUGUCCAGAAAUUUUAUUAAUAGAGGAGAUAUCUGUGAUUUUCAUGAAACUCUUUAAUGAUUAGUAAACGGGUAGCAGCGUAAAAUUAUAGAUUUUUCUGAUUGUCAAGUAUUGCCCAGUCUUUUUUUUUAGCCCUUUUCUCUCUUUAAAAAUUAUUUACUUUCCUAUCAAUAUCAGAUGAAAUUUCUGAUUUGUACCUAAGAAGAAAAAAAUCAUAGUUUAUCGUGACAGGAGAUCUACUCCUAUCAAAUUUUUCUUACAUCAAUGUAUAAUUUUUGUAAAAAUUAUUAAAUACAAAUUUUGGAAACAAUGUGGUAAGGUGACAAUUGGAAGCUUAUCAAUGUCUGUCUUAACGUGUGCUGCAAAAAUUUGAACCUUGUUUCUUCGUACAGGUUUCUCUAAUAAACUUCAUAGCCUCUUUGUGCGGUGCGGGUGGAAUCCAAGCUUUCAAAACUAUGAGAACGUUGAGGGCUCUGAGACCGCUCAGGGCCAUGUCUAGGAUGCAAGGGAUGAGGGUUGUGGUCAAUGCCCUAGUGCAAGCCAUUCCAAGUAUUUUCAACGUGUUGCUCGUUUGUCUGAUUUUCUGGCUGAUUUUCGCCAUCAUGGGAGUACAACUUUUUGCUGGAAAGUACUAUAAGUGUGUCGAUGCAAAUGGGACGACCCUCAGCCAUGAAAUAAUCCCUGACAGGAAUGUAUGUGUUGCUGAAAAUUACACAUGGGAAAAUUCGCCCAUGAACUUCGAUCACGUGGGCAAAGCUUACCUAUGCCUUUUUCAAGUCGCUACUUUCAAAGGAUGGAUUCAAAUAAUGAAUGACGCUAUUGACUCAAGAGAGUUGGGAAAGCAACCAAUUCGAGAGACAAAUAUUUACAUGUAUUUGUACUUUGUGUUCUUCAUUAUAUUUGGAUCCUUUUUCACGCUCAAUCUGUUUAUUGGAGUCAUCAUCGAUAAUUUCAAUGAACAAAAGAAAAAG